AUGUUUGAGCAGAUCCGCAGGAGAUUGAAUCUUUCCACUCCCCGGCAAAGCGACACCAGAACAGUAUACGUGGCUGCAAACUUUCCUGAAGAUGAUACUCAGAAAUUUGCUGACAACAAGGUGACAUCAUCAAAGUAUACCACGUGGAAUUUUAUUCCCAAGAAUUUGUUUCAACAAUUUAAAAAAAUUGCCAAUUUUUAUUUUCUUCUUAUACUUCUUGUACAGCUUCUGAUAGACACCCCUACAAGUCCUGUUACCAGCGGACUUCCUUUAUUCUUUGUCAUUGUAACAACAGCAAUAAAGCAGGGUUACGAAGACUUUCUGCUACAUAAAGCAGAUAAUGAAGUCAAUAAUGCCGAGGUCUGUGUUAUCAGAUCGAGCGGUUUUCUGAAAACCGUAUCUAAAAACAUAAGAGUCGGGGAUAUUGUUCGUGUGAACAGAGAAGAGAUCUUCCCUGCAGAUUUGGUUUUAUUAGCAUCUGACAAUGACGAGGGAACAUGCAGCGUCACAACUGCAAGCUUGGAUGGAGAAACCAAUCUCAAGACUCACACUGCUAUUCCAGAGACUGCUAGUUUGCAGUCAAUUUCCAGUUUAGUGUCGAUUAAAGCCAUCGUGGAAUGUCAGCAACCAGAAGCAGAUCUCUACAGAUUUAUAGGUCGAAUAAGAGUUACUCAUGAAGGCGAAGACAUUGUAAGGCCAUUAGGUCCAGAAAACCUCCUCCUGCGUGGAGCAAGACUGAAAAACACCAAGGAAAUAUUUGGUGCAGUUGUGUACACUGGCAUGGAGACUAAAAUGGCUUUAAAUUACAAAACGAAGUCACACAAACGGUCAGUAGUGGACAAGUCAAUGAAUACAUUUUUGAUGAUUUACUUGGCGAUUCUUUUGUUUUUGGCAUUCCUCUGCACCAUCUUAAAGUACUCUUGGAACUCUGCUCUAAGCAUACACCAGCCAUGGUAUAACAAACCUUCUGCCAGAGAAAUACAGCGUAGCCAUGGAGAACAAGUUAUUUCGGACUUUCUUGCCUUCCUUGUUCUUUACAAUUUGAUCAUUCCCAUUUCACUUUAUGUCACCGUGGAAAUGCAAAAGUUUCUUGGCUCCUUUUUCAUUAGCUGGGAUAUUGAUUUUUACUAUGAACAGAAUGAUGAGAAAGCAAAAGUGAAUACAUCGGAUCUUAAUGAAGAACUGGGCCAAGUGGAAUACGUCUUCACUGACAAGACGGGAACACUGACAGAAAAUGAAAUGGAGUUACAAGAAUGCUCCAUCAAUGGAGUAAAAUAUCACUUGAGAGAUGGGAUGCUAGUUGGUGAAGAUGUAAUCAAGGGUUCAGGCUCCCCUUCCAGUUUCACAUGCGAGGAGGUGAUGUUCUUGAGAUCAGUGGCACUGUGUCACACCGUACAGAUUAACACCGAUAACCUGGAUCAUCUGGAAGACAUUCAGAAAAAUGGUAUCACAUCAAAGAUUGAGUACUUUGCAACAUCUCCGGAUGAAAAGGCACUAGUCGAAGCUGCAAACAGAAUUGGCGUGUCUUUCGUCGGAGCCCAUGGAGACAUUAUGCAUAUCAAAGUGUUUGAAGAACAGGAGACGUAUAAGUUGCUUCAUGUUUUGGAGUUUGAUUCAAAGCGAAGGCGAAUGAGUGUCAUCCUGAAGGGCCCUUCAGAUGAAAUGUUACUUUUUACAAAAGGAGCUGAAUCCUCUAUUCUUCCAUUUGUUAAAAGUGGGGAAGCUGAGAAAACACGGGUUCACGUAGAUGAGUUUGCACUGAACGGACUCCGGACUCUAGUCUUCGCUUGUAGACACCUCAGUGAGAAAGAAUAUCUAGAGAUCAACCAGCAACUCUAUGAGGCCAAAACUGCCUUGGUACAGAGGGAGGAGAAACUCGAUAGUGUGUUUAACUUUAUUGAAGAUAACUUGGAACUCCUAGGGGCUACCGGUGUAGAAGAUAAAUUACAAGAUAACGUAAAGGAGACCAUUGAAGCACUCCGGAUGGCAGGAAUCAAAGUAUGGGUGUUAACGGGGGACAAAUACGAAACUGCUGUCAGCAUCAGUCUCUCCUGUGGCCAUUUUAACCAAAACAUGAAAAUAUUGGAACUUGUUCAGGUAGAUACAGAAGCUGAUUGUGCUGAAAAGAUGGCUCAGUUUGAUAACCAAGUGAAAGAGGACCCAGACACCGAACAUAGCCUUGUUGUGGAUGGCGCCAGCCUUUCUCUGAUACUAAAAGAGAACGAAGAGCUCUUCAUGGAUGUCUGCAGUAACUGCUCAACUGUGCUAUGCUGUCGAAUGGCUCCACUCCAAAAGGCAAAAGUGGUCCAGCUGUUAAAAACAUCCCCACAAAGGCCUGUAACGUUAGCCAUAGGAGAUGGAGCCAAUGAUGUUAGCAUGAUUCAGGAGGCCCAUGUGGGCAUUGGCAUCAUGGGCAAAGAGGGAAGACAAGCUGUUAGAAACAGUGACUAUGCCUUUGCACGAUUCAGAUUCCUCUCAAAGUUGCUCUUGGUCCAUGGCCACUUCUAUUAUAUCCGAAUAACGACCCUUGUACAGUACUUUUUCUACAAGAAUGUCUGCUGUGUCAUGCCACAGGUCUUGUUCCAGUUUUACUGCCUGUUUACCCAACAAACUCUGUAUGACAGCGCUCAUUUAACACUCUACAAUAUUUCGUUUACUUCCCUACCAAUUCUGGCCUACAGCCUGUUUGAGCAAAAAGUGCCUCCCUCUGUGCUGCACAACAAUCCAGUUUUGUAUAAAGAUAUAAGCAAAAACGCUCAUCUUUCCCACAAACCAUUUUUGUACUGGACUUUCCUAGGCUUCAGCCAUGGUUUUAUAUUCUUUUUUGGUCCGUUUCUUUUUACUGGAGAAGAAAGAUCAGCCCUCAGUACUGGACAGAAUUUUGGGAGCUGGACAUUUGGCACAUUUGUCUAUACCAUUAUGUUUGUGACUGUUACCUUAAAGCUUGCUAUAGAAACAUAUUACUGGACAUGGUUGAACCAUUUUGCAACCUGGGGUUCCAUAAUAUUUUAUUUUGUAUUCUCUCUGUUUUAUGGUGGAAUAAUUUGGCCAUUUCUGAAAAAGCAAGAUAUGUACUAUGUGUUUAUUAUCUAUGUAUGUAGCGGUACUGCUUGGCUCUCUUUGAUCAUUAUUAUCCUCAUCUGUCUUAUCCCUGACAUUUUAAAAAAAAUUUUGUGCAGACAUGUCUGGCCCACGCGUACCCAGUGCUUUCAGAAGCAGGAGAAAGAGGCAUCAAAACAGACGAAUAGCAUUAGAGCUUAG
Molecule: messenger RNA, 3261 nt
Organism: Polypterus senegalus (gray bichir)
Lineage: Eukaryota; Metazoa; Chordata; Cladistia; Polypteriformes; Polypteridae
Product: probable phospholipid-transporting ATPase IF
Exons: 1
Coding region: 1-3261 (1086 amino acids)
Biological process (GO): phospholipid translocation
Cellular component (GO): endoplasmic reticulum; plasma membrane; recycling endosome
Molecular function (GO): ATP hydrolysis activity; ATP binding; ATPase-coupled intramembrane lipid carrier activity
Source: RefSeq, a predicted model, not a curated record